AUGAAGUUCAUCGACGUCGUCUUCCGAAUGCUACAAACAACGGAGAAGGCGUUGUCAGUGGAACUACUCGGCCGUCUGUGGUGCAUGGAUCAGGAGAGCACAACGAUCAACAACACCGUCGAAAUGGCGUUCGGUGAGUUGCCGACGGAUACGCUGGCAGACAUUGGUCUCGUCCGACACACGCUGCUCUGUUGUGACGACAUCAGCUGCGAAAACAGCUUUGAUGAAAUAGUCACCAGAGUGUGGAUUCGCUUCCCGAUGGACAUCAUGUCGAACAGCGUCCAAGAUCAACUCGACGCACUUCGGACCCGCCCUCGCCGAGCCCGCUGCCCAAUCUGCGAAUCCACGACGCCCAGCGUUGCUCACAGUUAUCGCGGUUGGAAGUGGAUGAUCGUCGAGAACAUUGGAUGCAAGGACCCCGCGAAUGCGUGGUUCCUGGAAGUGGACAGACUCGUGACCGUCGGCGGCAGGGAGUACAAACUGGUCGCGAUUACCUUUUCUCAAUCCGAUCGGAAUGUGCCCGAAUGCGUGCUUGUGAUCGACGGACAUGCUCAGCCGGAUCCGAAGACAAGUACUUAUAAUUUCCUGAUUUACAAGCAAUGCUAA
Molecule: messenger RNA, 606 nt
Organism: Caenorhabditis sp. 36 PRJEB53466
Lineage: Eukaryota; Metazoa; Nematoda; Chromadorea; Rhabditida; Rhabditidae
Source: the annotation of a GenBank genome assembly